AUGAUUGCCGGACCCACACCAAAUUUCUCCAGCGCGUUCAACGGCGCCGCCGUCGCCACCCCGGCCAAGUCGUCCUCCGCCAUGAAGAUGUCGUUCGAGUCGGAGAUCGGCGCGCAGCCCCCCCUCGGAUUCUGGGACCCGCUCGGCCUCCUCGCCGACGCGGACCAGGAGCGGUUCGAGCGCCUCCGGUACGUGGAGGUGAAGCACGGGCGCAUCGCUAUGCUCGCCAUCGCCGGUCACCUGACCCAGCAGAACGUCCGCCUCCCCGGCAUGCUGUCGAACUCGGCGAACCUGUCGUUCGCGGACAUGCCAAACGGCGUGGCCGCUCUGUCGAAGAUCCCCCCGGCGGGCCUCGCGCAGAUCUUCGCGUUUGUGGGCUUCCUUGAGCUGGCUGUGAUGAAGAACGUGGAGGGCUCCUUCCCCGGAGACUUCACGAACGGCGGCAACCCGUUCGCCUCCUCGUGGGACGCGAUGUCGGAGGAGACCCAGGCGUCGAAGCGCGCGAUCGAGCUGAACAACGGGCGCGCGGCACAGAUGGGCAUCCUGGCUCUGAUGGUACACGAGGAGCUGAACAACAAGCCGUACGUGAUCAACGACCUCCUCGGCGCGGGGUACACCUUCAACUAAACCACCCACCCACCCACUUUUACGUUCCCUGACGUAGCGAAGCGUUCCCCGUAGGUUUUGACUAGAAGGGCUGACCUUUUUGUGUUGGUUGGUGGAGCGGGUGUUGUGGUGUGCUGCACGUGCCCCCGAUGCACCUUAGCUCCCCAAUACGAGUGUCUUUCCUAGAUUUUUCUCGGGGUUAGAGAAACAAACGUUUACGCAACCCUUUUACGAAGCGGUUCUUGAGGUCUUGAUUGUUGACGAUUGUUGACUAGACAGCGCCGUAGUUGGAUGUUUGAGCGAAACUGCUGGGUUCGUCGGGGUAUUCAAGAUAGGCCCGUGGUCAAUUGUAGUCCUUCGCUUCCUGUUUUGUCGUGGAUGCAGGACUCAUAUUCUGUUUGUUUCCCUCCGUGUAUGUGUCCAGCCUUGCGUUCGAUGAUGAUUAGUCGUGAGUGUUUCCCCUCUACGGGACGAUUUCCUGCGGAAAAGGACAAGACAAUGGAAAUUCCUCAAUUUGUGCACGUCGUGGUCUCACGUGGCAAGGAUGUGGGCCAUGGUCACACGCCGUUUGUUGACUCGCAGGUAAUACCGAGGCAGAACGGGCCCGCCCGGCCGGGAGGCGGGACCAGAGUGUCCCGCCGUCCGACCUGUGUGCAUCGGACUCAGGAUGUUGGCGUGCGUUGUUCAGAGCCUUCUCUUUGUAGCCUUGACUAUGAAGGUGCAAUAUUCACAUACCAGCAUUACUUCCGGGACGCUGUCGAUCCCAUAACUGUUAGAUGCUUCGUAUUGACAACCUUGGUCCUAAGUAUCAGCGCUUACUCGAGCGCGCGAAGUUGAUAUUUUGGACGCAAGAAGCACGCUUCCUCUUGCUGCAGAUGUGUUUUGCCCGAAACUUUCAGACGCUUUGUAUUUGGCGACCUCGGUCCGAAGCG
Ectocarpus sp. CCAP 1310/34 is the source of this 1538-nucleotide messenger RNA. The record is from the annotation of a GenBank genome assembly. Lineage: Eukaryota; Phaeophyceae; Ectocarpales; Ectocarpaceae.